Molecule: messenger RNA, 1110 nt
Organism: Pipistrellus nathusii (Nathusius's pipistrelle)
Lineage: Eukaryota; Metazoa; Chordata; Mammalia; Chiroptera; Vespertilionidae
Source: the annotation of a GenBank genome assembly
AUGUGGACCCUGGGCCGGCAUCGCCUCUGCCUGACGUUCCUGCUCCUGUGCGCCCUCGCGGGAUUCUGCUUCCUCCACACCUACCGCGGCCUCCUCGGCGGCGGCGGCGGCGGCCUGGGGCUGUCGUUCCCGUGUGCAGGCCGACCCCUGGCGGCCACCCCGGUGGCCGUCUUCUGCCCGGCAGGUGCUCGGGCGGCCCUCAACGCCUCCUCCUGCCCCGAGCCCCCCGCGCCCCCCUCGGGAGCCUGGACCAUCGUCCCGGACGGCCGGCUCGGCAACCAGAUGGGGCAGUACGCCACGCUGCUGGCCCUGGCCCAGCUCAAUGGCCGCCAGGCCUUCGUGCUGCCCGCCAUGCACGCCGCCCUGGCCCCGCUGUUCCGCGUCACGCUGCCCGUGCUGGCGCACGAGGUGGACGGCCGCACGGCCUGGCAGGGCCUGGAGCUGCACGACUGGAUGUCGGAGGAGUACACCCGCCUGCGGCAGCCGCUGCUCAAGCUGUCCGGCUUCCCCUGCUCCUGGACCUUCUACCACCACCUGCGGGAGCAGAUCCGCCGGGAGUUCACGCUGCACAGCCACCUCCGGGAAGGGGCCCAGCGGUUCCUGGCGGGGCUGCGCCUGCCGGGCACCGGGGCGCCCCCCAGCACCUUCGUGGGGGUCCACGUGCGCCGGGGGGACUACCUGGAGGUCAUGCCCCAGCGCUGGAAGGGCGUGGUGGCCGACCGCGCCUACCUGCAGGCGGCCAUGGACUGGUUCCGGGCCCGGCACCAGGCCCCGGUCUUCGUGGUGGUCAGCAACGGCAUGGCCUGGUGCCGGGAGAACGUGGACGCGUCCCGCGGGGACGUGGUGUUCGCGGGCGACGGCGUGGAGGCCUCGCCCGAGAGCGACUUCGCGCUGCUCACGCAGUGCAACCACACCGUCAUGACCAUCGGCACCUUCGGCUUCUGGGCGGCCUACCUGGCGGGCGGGGACACCGUCUACCUGGCCAACUACACGCUCCCGGACUCGCCCUUCCUCAAGGUCUUCCGGCCCGAGGCCGCCUUCCUGCCCGAGUGGGUGGGCAUCGCCGCCGACCUGUCCCCGCUGCAGCAGCGGCCGUGGGGCUUCGCCUGA